AUGAGGAUUGUUCCCCUCCUCAUCCGUCGGGUUGGUCCUUGUACCGAGGCCUUAGCCGCCGACUUAUCUUCUCCGGUGUUCAAGGAUCUUGUCUAUCUUGAUUUCACAGCUGAUUGUGCAUCUAAGCAGACGAUGCUUCUUUCUUCUUUACAGGACGUGGUUAGUGCCAAACGCACUGCUGCGCUAUCCUUGGGUGUUGAGCACACCACCUUUGUAUUGAUAGAUGGAAUAGAACAGAGCGAUUUACGCGCUUUGGACUUGUGCGUCGGCGGGCAGGUGACUCUGACUUCAGGAUCUAGCACGUCAGAUGCUUCAUAUAGUUGCACCUUCCCAGAACUAGAUAUCAAUCUGCGACACUUUUAUUGCCCCAGUCAGGAGGUCGCUGCAAAACCCAUAGAGAAGAGCAAGGGAAAAUCCGACAGCAAAAACGAAGCCCCAAAGGUUGAGACGAAGGACUUCCACGAAUAUCUUAUAAACGAAACCGCUAUAGAGUUCCCGCUUCUCCUUUCUGUGGCUCAGGAGCUGCUUCGUGAGUGGAUGCAUAGACGCCUUUACAUGGCCCAUCUGCGCGCAUCUAGAGUACAUAAUGUCAGCGGACAUUCCGUUUGGCUCGAUGUUAUGCCACCAAUGAUUGUUACGCUCGGUUGCCCGUCAUUACACCUUUUGUAUGAUACGGCUGUGCUUGGGCCUAGGAUGAUGCGUCUCUAUAGAACACGGAUGAGCUACUUCUCCCCAGCAGAUCAAAAUCACUUAUCUGUGUUGCUAGGUGCCAUGGUUGAUGCUGUGGUGCUGUGCUCUCCAGAUCCCAAGAAGGCAGACACACAACUUGCCCAGCCUGCGUCUGUAGCAGACAACAUACCUCUCUCUGAAGGAGAUAUCUCUCUCAAUGUCUUGCAAACACGUGGACCACGUGAAUCGAACUUGGCAGGAAAUAGAGAAGAAUCAGCCGAACAUGAGGAUUGUCAGUCUACUCCUGUCGAGCUCAGCUGGAAUCACGCAGGCGAGGAAUCGUCCGCGUUAACUGAUGAGUCUGUUACUCUAUCAGAUCGCACAAUUACUGGACCUCUUUUAUUUCCUCUGCGGAGUGUCAUCCAUUCUGAAAGUACUUGCUUUGCUCCAUUUGAAGACAGCAAUUUGUUCAGGCAAAGAUUUGAAGGCCUUCCUAGUUCAUUCACUGGUAUCACCGGUCUAUUACGUCUUUACAGCAGCUCCAAGGGUAACAGGGAAGCAGGACACAAUGAUGGGCACGCCUUGAAUUGUGACACAAAUGAGCCACUCCAGAACACGUACGAAGCACUCUCACCGCAGAUGAACAAAGCGACAGCAUAUACCUCUCUCUAUGACACUUACACUAUAACCUUGAAUCGUUGUGUCUCUGAAGAGGUCAAGACCUAUAAAAAGAGGGCCUUGGACGCCCAAAUAGCGACAUUAGACAUUCAAAAACUCAUAGAAGAAUACUUCCCAGAACGGAAUUAUGCUAUUCUUGAAAACUUUCGCAGUCUAUCGCCGCGAACUGUGAUGUUACGGAGAUCAGACUUUCAGGAGCUCAUUAGGCUAUUCCUCAAAGAAAGCCCUCAACCGCUUUCAAUUCAAGAGGCGGAGACCUUGGUCAGGAAGACCCUUGUCCUACAUCUGAAUGAGCUAUUAGUAGCCAAUGGUUCUCCUGGUCCUUUACCACCUAAUAAUAUCCUAGAUAUUACCGCUGCAUUACCGGAGACAGUGGUACAUAAGAACCUUCAGCACAGUGCAGUUAUCAAGCUAGGCACGAAAACGUCUGAGGCGCAAAAUCGAUUGGCGUACUACACAGCCCUGGUACCGAAGCCUAUUAUUCCAGUAAUGAACUAUGCCUAUUUUGAGCCACUAACAAACUCUCUUUGUCUCUCCCAGAAGCUCAUUGAACCAAAUGAAGAUGGAGUUGUUUUGAGAACUCUCGAGAACACAAACGAGCUGGUCCUGAAACAGUCUCUUUUGCGUAAUAUACAACAGUAUCUCUUGAGACAUCUGCAAGAGCUCUGCAGAUUGCUGGAUAUUCCAUACGACCCUAUCUCUGUCCUAUCAACGGUCGUUCCCAGCUACGUGGAGUGGCGAAAUGCACUGGAACAGUUUUCGCCAGUGUCGGCACCGAGCGAAUUGGCAGAUCCCGCACUUGUGUACUCUAUUUGCUACUGCUAUGCCGAUAGUCCCGCAUCCUUUAACGAGUUUCUACAUGGAAAAGAUGGACACAAUGAGCAAUCAGCAUCAACGGGGCAACCAUCUUAUCGUAUCUCUCCCCAUAGGGUCCGAAAGCCAAACCCAAUCUCACAGUUUAUAGACUUUAUAAUAGAAACUGUUACCGAAGCAUGUGUGGCUACAUAUCGACAAGUAGCUGAAUUUGCAAACUCGAAGGUCAAUUGUCAAACGGCCGGGUCUUCUUCUGAUGACAAUCUUGCGAGAUCCAGUCUUUAUUUGGACAAUGGUGAGCCGUAUCUAGUAUCGAGUCAACAACACGCUCUGGACUCUUCGUUAGACUCUAGACCACAAGGAAGUCGCACAAAACAGAGAGAUUCAAGUAGCUCAAGAAUCUCACCAGCAGUUAACCCAAGCUUAGAGGCACAGUGUUCAGAAACCGAUGACAAAAGCAACCACACUGUGGAAUUAGAGGGACUCGAACCCAUCAUGGAGGAGAACAGGGGAGCAAGUGCUUCUGUUUCCUCUUGCACAAACGAUAUGUCACUGGCCUCUCUAUUAGUAGCGGAUUCUCAAUGGAUUUACUUUUCUUCUGAUAGCAUACCCUGCUUAAUGGCACAAUUGGGGCCCGUUGCGCCUUUGAAGCCAGAGAGCUACAAAGAUUUCUUCACGAGGUACCACUGUGAUGCUAUACGCAAUGAUCAAAAGGACGUUCCACAGAAAGGGAAGCCGGCAAGUAGUGCUGCAAAAGACAAGGGCUCUGCUAUCCAGGUUGACCCAGCAAUAACACCCGAGGAUCUCGCUGAGCUUAACCUGGAGUUAGCACUUUCCCUUAUUUUGUUUGAACUAUAUGGUGAUGAACCGUCGGCUUUUAUACUUAAUAGUCUUCUGGGGUUCCUGAAUUCAGACUAUGAGGAUCUCAUUGACGAGGAAAGUUACUCAAAGCAAAAGCAUCCUGUGACCCAACUCCGCCUUAGUGGAUUGAAGAAGCAUGUGAAGAUAAGUGUCUCUGCAGUGUAUUACGCACAAACUGCAGGAAAGGGGUCGCACUGUACGUAUUUGAAUUAUACUUCGCAAAACAAGAAUGCUUCUCUUAUUAGUCGCCUUCGAGAGGCUAUUUCGGCAAGUUGCGUAGAGGGGUUAAGGAAAGAUUCCGUAGGAAGCGUUGGCAAAGGCAAAGAUUCAAAGCAAAGAGAGCAGAUGCCCACAACUGUUGUUGUAGAGGCUUCAGCGUUUUCUAAAAGUCAAUAUGGGCGCAUAAAUAGCACGCCACAGCGCCUCUCUAAAACGGUAUUUGCAGAUUUUAUCAAAGCUAAAGCACAGACAUCGUUCUCGAUCCAUCCUAAUUAUAGUUUAAGGAAUUACUCCACAUUCUACCUCACUCCAAACGACAAAUCCUCCAUUUCAUCCUCACCCUUACAGAGACGAAUUGACUUUUAUCGAAUGUGGGCUAGCCUUUUUGUUCAACCAGAAUCUGACCUUGGUACUGGAGACUACGCUGAUCACUUUGUAAUGCUUUCUGAAACAGAGGAAAACAUAUCCAGGAUUGAAGUAGUGUCCCAGAAGGAUAGCGGUGAUGGGCUUGGUCCCUUAACGACUGCUAUUCCAAUGACCGCUAAACUUAAUAUUCUCUUUGGAGAUAAAAGUGUGGGCAUAAUAAAGCAGUAUACGCUAACAUACAUACUAUCAGAUUGUAGCGUUUUUGUGGAUACAUCGGCUCUCCAGGAGCCAGUGCCCAUUCCAGCACACCUGACGCCGGAAGAGACGGAGAGACCUGCAAACGAAUCAUCAGGCAACCCGUCCAGAACUCAGAGUAGAAGUGGUGCUCGUGGAAGCGUUAAGACAGUCGACGCCAAUCCUGUAGCAUCCUCACUGGUAGAAAGUAGUUCUUCUCAAAACCCUGCACCACAAGAGCCUGAGCGCGCUCUCAUGUGUAGAAUUGCCUUGGAAGAAGACCUCCUUUAUACAAAGCGACCAGAUCUAGCUCGAUUUGCGCUGAUUGCCGAAUUCUGUGGUGCGCUCACCCCUAGCAGGUCAACAGCGUGUUGCAACACCGACCAUAUUGAGUUUGCAAUGUAUUCUGAUGGGUCGUGUAAUGUCCAGUGCAAUGGCAUUGUGCUGGUUGAUCUGACUUUUGCAGAAAAUAACGAGUCGAAAAUCCAAGUAACUGCACACGAAAAGCUCUCGAGUCCAAAUGAUUCUAUAGAUACUUUGCCAAACUUUAUCUCCAACAUAAUAUAUGAAAUAAUUGGGUUUCUAACAGAGUAUGGUGCCGCUAAGUCACAGUCUAGGCAUAGCACCACGUCGGAAAAAUAUUCUACCAGGCAAGACUGUAACGUCAAGCACAGUUCUGCGCCGUUUCUUUUUGGCGACGAAGUUGAACGAAGCGAAAUAUCUAUGGAGUACGCUAGACUUGUUCCGAACAUUGCAAGCGUAGUGUUGGCCAGGGUCCCCGACGAUCUUUUUUCUGACAGUGCAUACUCCAAUGAAACGCAUGUUUUGUUGAUCGAAUUACCUAUUUUUAAUACAUUUAUUGUGCGUUUUUUGGUAUCAAAAAGCACGCUCUUUUUACUGAGUAAUGGAGAUGCAGUGUUUAUAGAGGGAUCGUACUUGCAUCUCUUUCGCUCUGACACUGCCUUUUUAUCUAUUCUUCAGGUCAGAUCAUCUCCAUCAACCUGUCUAGUUCCCACCCAAGGAGGCUCGAGUGCAAUUCCAGUGUAUAGCUCCCCGCUCGUUUUAUAUGCCAGCCAGGGAUUUCCUUUCUGGAACGUCUUCUUUGAGCAACGGAAGAAGUGGUUGGUCACCCGCAAGAUUCCUGAGCGUAUCAAUUUCAAUCCAAAAAGCAGACCGCAUUUGGGCCAACAUAACAUUGAACGUGAGAGCAUGGCUCUAAAAGAUACGCUUACGUUGGCAAGGCAAAUGUGUAACUUAGCACAGAAGGAGUAUUCCGAAUUUCCUGCAGUAUAUCCUUGUUACUUAGAUAUUUUUGGCACAGAGUCUGUUUGGAGAAUGCAUCACGAAGCGUUUGUUACCGGAACAGACUCUGUUGUUGUGCCUUUGCGUGGUGUAACUCGCUUUCUCUUGGGGUCUCCAGAAGUACAUGCGCCUGAUUGUCGAGGUCAUAGUAUUUCCCCGUAUCCACCUAGUCUUUCCUUACUGGAUUGGACUGGCAAUACAAUCUUUUGCAGAUUGGGCUGUACCUUUGAACCAAAGAUCACCAAGUUCGUGACUCUGACGGAGUCAGUACAACAACCCGAAAGGUCGUUAUCUAAAGAAAAGGGCGCAUCCAGGAAAGAGACAUCGUCUACUGGAACCCAAUCGUCUAAGAAGACCUCUAAGGAACCUCCUCGUGUAGCCACCGACACCAAUACAUCUGCAGAGCAGCAAAGUCAGGACGUUGCUUCUGAUGCAUUAGCAAAGCCGCCUUGUACAAUCGUGGAGAAAAAACUGGACUGCUUCAACUCUGUGAGACCCUUCCUACCCCCAGUCAUCCCACCAAAAGUUCAGGCUGAUGUUGUCGUUGAAUUAGAACGCGUACUCCAGGAACGUGAGGAUAAGGCGAUGCAAAGAAUAUUGAAAAGAGAGCAAGCGCUUAAUGACGUUCUCGAAAAGCAAUCUGUAGAAUCUGCACCUAGGAAAGAUGCAAAAGAGAAGUCGCCAAAGAAAUCUAAUAAAGAUACUAAUAAACCAGAGACUACUCUGAAAGAAGAGCCCUUAGAAAAUGAUGCGCCUUUAGAGGUUCACCGCGAGAUUGUCGACAUCCUCAGUGAGGUCAACCCAAUUAAAACAUACUCCGCUCUCCAAUUGUUCUUCAAACAUUUCUCAGAUAUUUCUCGGCAAAAGAUGGAGCAAGAGGCUGCUAUGGCUGUUGCUCAAUCCUCAGCUAAGGGGAAGGAUCUUAAAAACCAGGUGGAGCCUGCUUUUGUCAGUAUCCCGAAGGUAUCCUCCGUAUACCUUUCCCGACAAGAACAUCCGCAGACAGCAGAAGGGCUGCUGGAUGAUUGCAUGCAGGAUCCAAAUGGCAUUCCCUUGCCCUGCUGCCCCAUCAUUAGUCCAAGGUAUUUUAUUUACCCUAUCAGUCCAGAUUUGCGCAACGCGCUUAGCUACAGUGUAGAGGACGAGUGUAUGGGAUAUCUGCGCAACUGUGAGCCCUGGGUUUGUCUACACGAUGCAGACAUAUCAUACUUACGGUACAUCGGAAUGCUGCAUCAGCUUAUCGACUCCAGUAAUUACACGGCCAUAAGCUCACGCUCGUCCCAAGCAUACUUUAAAAUUUCAACCACCAGCAAACUUUCUUGUCUGCCUCGUUACCUAUUCUCCCUUCCCCUUUCAUCCAUAGUUUGCCAGAUACUAAACACCAUGCGGUCUGCACUUGCGUUUACUAAUUUACCGAUGACCUCAGCGCUUGAGGACAGUCCAUGUGACGCGAGCACGCUCUCUACCACAUCUAGAGGAAAGGCUGGAGCGAAAGGCGUGAUAACGAGGGGCGGGACACACGCAACAGUUGCACAAGGCAUAGUGCUGCCUCCGAAACUUAAAGGAAAGUCUGCCUGGGAAACUGGUGCUUCCGAUCCUAGCCCUCUACACGUCCCAUUUGGAGAGAGAUUUCUAUCAUUGUUCGAUCCUAACAGUCCAUAUCUGCUACACCCUGGCGAUAAGUACGCAGCGAAUGUGGUGGAGUUCAUAGAGCUCCAUUCAUUCCUUACGAAGGGGGACCUUUUGUGUUAUCAGCACUUAGAACAAACAAAACUCAAUUGGAAGCUUAGUGCCGCACAAAGAGACAUAGUUAUUCAGAGUUACCAAAAGAUGGAGACGACCGGAAUAGCACUUGGUAAAGCUCUGACAUCUGUGAUUGCAAUUCUGAAGAAGGAGAAGAGACAGCGUGAGAGGGAAGCUAUGCGUGAGCUGGAACAACAAGAGGAGCUGGCGCGUCAGAUGGCCCUGUUUGCAGAACAACAUGUGCGCUCUAACGAAGAAGAGAAGAAUGAAGUGAGUUAUGAUUACAGUGUUGAUAAACCCACCAAAAGCGCAAGGCCGAGAAAGCACAUGAACACUAAAAAGCCUGUGGAUAUGGCGCUCCCGAAAAUUGCGAACAUCAGCCCUCCGCCGCUAGACUGGAAGCGGCAGUUUAACGAUGAAGACCUUGACGUCGAGUAUGCUGCUCUGAGUGUUGAUGAGCUGCGUCGUAAGAGCUAUGUCGAAAAAUAUCCCCUUUUGAAAUACGUGCCCGCUGAUAUCGACCCCCGAGAAAAGGCCAUGUCAUCCAAGAUGUUAGCACACCAGACGAUUAUACAAUCAACAAGCGGAAGCAGUGUACUAGGAUCUAGCAAAAACAAUCCUACAAUCCUUCGAGCAAUCCCAACCAAAAUCAACAUACGCCAAAAAACCUUUAAUGUUCUGUUAAAAAAUCUAUCUGAAGAUAUUCUUUCAGUCUCAUUGACAUAUGACUGCAACAUUCUCAAUCUCUCUGAACCAACUGGACCACUCACACUCUCCCCACAAACAAGCAUUGAUCUUCAUUUUGAGGUGAAGCUCCAUAGGCCAACAGAAAUAGUAGUCAAAGGGGAAACGCUAGCAGGCAAUUCAGACAGUAUCGUAGUAUCAUGUGUCGGAAAAAUCAUGCCUACAAGCACCUCUUCACACUCUGGUCUUAGAUGA
Giardia duodenalis is the source of this 7824-nucleotide messenger RNA. RefSeq lists its product as uncharacterized. The coding region runs from base 1 to 7824 and encodes 2607 amino acids. The transcript has a single exon. The record is from RefSeq and is a predicted model, not a curated record. NCBI's taxonomy places the organism in Eukaryota, Fornicata, Diplomonadida, Hexamitidae.